This is a messenger RNA of Meleagris gallopavo (turkey), 3610 nucleotides long. The record is from RefSeq and is a predicted model, not a curated record. Lineage: Eukaryota; Metazoa; Chordata; Aves; Galliformes; Phasianidae.
UUGAUUUCUAAAUAUCCUUUAAUAGAGUAUCUUCGGAGCAUAUCCUUACCUGUUCCUGUUCUGGUGGAAGAUACAAGUAGUAGCAGUGAAUAUGGCUCUGUCUCACCUGAUACAGAGUUAAAAAUUGAUCCAUUCUCUUUCAAAACAAGAGCAAAAUCCUGUGGAGAAAAAGAUGGGAAGGGAAUCCGGUCCCUUUUUCUGAGCAUCCCAGAUGAAAAUUUUGAGGAUCACAGUGCACCUCCUUCACCUGAAGAGAAAGAUUCUGGAUUUUUCAUGCUGAAGAAGGAUAGUGAGAGGAGAGCUACCCUUCACAGAAUAUUGACUGAGGACCAAGAGAAGGUGGUGAGGAACUUGAUGGAGGCUUUGGCUCAGGGAGCCGAAGAGCCCAAGCUAAAAUGGGAACAUAUUACAACGCUUGUUUCCAGCCUCAGAGAGUUUGUACGGUCCACUGAUCGUAAAAUCAUUGCAACCACUCUUUCAAAACUGAAACUGGAGUUAGACUUUGACAGCCACGGUAUCAGUCAAGUGCAGCUUGUGCUGUUUGGUUUUCAAGAUGCUGUCAAUAAAGUUCUCCGAAAUCAUAACAUCAAGCCACACUGGAUGUUUGCAUUGGACAACAUAAUUAGAAAAGCUGUGCAGACAGCUAUUACUAUUCUGGUCCCAGAAUUGAGGCCACAUUUUAGUCUUGCAUCUGAAAGUGAUGCAGCAGAUCAAGAUGAUAUAGAAGUUGAAGAAGAUCAAGAUGAGCAGCCUCAGAAUCAAACUAUCCAACAGCCUUGCAUUGUCAUGGAAGAUGCAGUAGCUACCUCAGGUGUGAGCACACUCAGCUCUACAGUAUCCCAUGACUCACAGGCUGCUCAGAGAACACUGAGUGUCCAGCUGGGCAGGCUAAAAUUAGAGACUAAUAGGUAAGUCUGGGCAUCAGGACACACAACCUUCUUUUGACUAUAUGUCGGUUUGUGUUUUUAAUUAUACGUACUAGAAUAGUACUGACAGUAUCAAAAUUCUAUAGUAAUGCAACUUAUCCUUUAAGUGAUAGUCAUUGUAUAGUUGUGACUGAUCACAUGUAUUAGUUUUAUUCGUUUCAGUACAAUAACGACAAGUUAAGGUUGGUCUUGUUUUCAGGCGCCCUUUCAAGGAAGAUCUGAAAAUGUUUAUCUUGCUGCCAAGUUUCUGCUUUUUCUCUCCUUCAUAUGCUGUAUAUAGCUGAUGAAUGGUGGUAUGUUUUGUUUCCAUUAAGGCAGAACACACUGUUCUUUUUGGUAGUUAUUCCUGAGGAACAAACAAAAGCGAGUCGACAGCCACACGUGAACUGGCAAAGGAAACUUCUAGAAUUGUUUUGUGUGCAGAAUUCACUGCAGCAGGAUUUGUGUUUACAAGCAAGCAUUACACCUUUAUUUUAUUUUAAAAAUGCUAUGGAUCAGAGAUGGAAAAAUGUGUGCAUUUUUUAAAUAAGAGGUGAUCCAGAAACUUGUAUUUAGGAUUUUUUUUUCAGAACAUAUAUGUGUUCUACUUUUACUAAGAUAUUAUUUUCUUAACUAAAAACACAGAUCUCUGACUCCCAUUGUUUUAUCCAAACAAUUUUUCUAUAUAAUCUAUUUUUCCUUUCAUUAAUAUGUACCAAAUAGUCUGUUUGGAGCAGCUAUUUUAGCUUUAUAUGACACUGGAUUUCCCACUUACCUCAGUAAAUUUUUUUAUGUGACCUUCACAGAAGAAGAAUGUAUCUACAGUACAGUUGUUAUGCUGCCAGAAUAUUCUAUAUAGCAGUUGACCCAAAUUAAAUUUAAACGUUAAACUGCUCUUUACUUGUGUUUCCAGGAACUUUGCCAUAAUUAGAGUAAUUCAUUAUACUGUACUAUUUUUGAUUAUUUGAGUAAGAACUCUUCAGUUCUCAUUUUACAAUUCACUAUUUAUAUUUGUGGUGAGCACUGAGGAAUAUUUUGAUUUACCUUAUUGAUAUACUUAACAGCAACAACACAAACGUGAUGUAGAUUGUUUCACUUGUCUUCUCAAGUUUUAUGCUCAGGAAUAGCAUCCUAUUGGCCAAAUAAUCACAUCCUGUCAUGCACUCAAAUUUUGAGGUAAAUAAUAUGGACUGUUGUUUAAUUAAGGAAUUAAUUAAAGCUUUAUUGGCAUUUGCAGCAAGUAGCUACCGAGAGAAAAUGGUUUAUUGGCCCCAAAGGCCCUUUUUUCAACCAGAAUGGGUAGAGGAGGAAUACAUUAACUGAAAGCUUCAGUUAAAGCCUCAGGCUGCAUGACUCUGUGCAGAAUACUAAUCUGCAUCAAGAGUAACCAAGGUGUGGGUGUGUGUAGGGAGACAAAGCAGUGCUGAUAGCAUGGGAGGUGGACUUUUCGAGAACUGUCAGCUCUAGGGUGGAAGUACUCAAAUGCAGCUGUGCUGUUGGUAAGCCAACAUGUUCUAUGCAUCCCUAAAAGUAGCAAUCCUGUAAGAAGCAGUUCAUUUCUGUGCAAAGACACAGUACUUCUGUUGCACGUCCACCAGCUGAAUUCCACAAUGCCCUUAUCUUUCGGCAUCCCAGAAGAAAAGUUGCAGUGCCUAACUAACAUUAAAAAACAAAACAAAACAAAGGCUGCACUAAAAUGGAACAGAUAAUGUGUAGCUCUCAGGCUGACAAAGACUUCAAGAACGGAUGAAGAGGCUGUGAUUCUUUCGAAGUAGAACUUCCUAAGACUGGAGAGUCGCCAAUAGGUUUAUGAGCUAUAAUGUGAGCAUAUGUUCUCAAUCUCCAAUUUCUUUAGCCAGGUUUCUGAGUAUGUUUGAUUCACAAUUCCUCCUUUUUACAAAAAUAAAUACAGAAAUAAAAUAUAAAACAGGAAGUUACAGCAGCGAGUUUCACAUGCACAUUUUCUAUGGUAUUCUGACUCUUUACCCUUGACCAAUUUGAAUGGUCACGAAACUUCUAAAGGGUUCCCUCUGGCGUUGUAUUAUGAGGGAUUCAGACAUAGGUUCCGGUUUGUUUCUGCUUGUUGUUCUCAAAAGUAAUUGCUUAGGAGAGUACCAAAGCUAUUUUGCCUUUUCUGAUAUUCAUAUAGCAUGGGAGGGCAGGUAUAAACCCUCUACUAUGUGAGGAGAAACCUGGUGUGGAUUACAGCACAUCUUCCCCAUUUAAGAAACAGACCAUAAACUGUCAUCACUUUUUCAACAUUGCUCCGUCCCUGCCUUGCUUUUGAAAAUAUCUGCUGGGAGGAUGUGAAUCGGCACUUUGCCAUACACAGGAUAAAGUGACAAAGUUCAGCACUUGGUUUAUGAAAUGGUUCAAUAAUUGAGAAGAAAAAAUCCACAGUUUUGUUUAUAACAGAACGCUGGCUGUAUAAAUUUCACUGAAACUGUGUCAUACUACCUGUUCUGUUCUGUUCAGCACGUGUAUGUGUCUAUGAAGGCAGAGCAUUUGCUUUGUUUUGUUGCUUAAUAGCUGUAGCUUUAGGAACCAGAAGAGUAGAUGCUUCUAUCUUCACGUGAGUCAUAAAAGUUUAUAGUGAUAGGAUAUUCCUAGGGCAAGAGAAGAAAUCUGUCCAUACCUCUGUGAAUAAAGUUUCCAGUUUAAGUUUAGCAGGAUGUGUUUCCUUGAACAUUUGAAACCACUUUAAA